Messenger RNA from Lactuca sativa (garden lettuce), 1756 nucleotides. RefSeq lists its product as uncharacterized. Gene Ontology annotation, cellular component: nucleus. Gene Ontology annotation, molecular function: dGTPase activity. The record is from RefSeq and is a predicted model, not a curated record. NCBI's taxonomy places the organism in Eukaryota, Viridiplantae, Streptophyta, Magnoliopsida, Asterales, Asteraceae. Gene Ontology annotation, biological process: dGTP catabolic process.
UUUAUUUUACUUGGCGCCAGGUAUUGCUCCACCACUUUACCACAACUCCAAAAUUCCUGCAACAUUCUCUUAUUCCCUCCAAUAAACCCUAUGAUUCACCCUUUCUCUCCCUAAAAUUCGAAGAUUUCGAUUCUUUUGAGUAACUAAAUCGGCGACUGUGACUGCGAAUGGGAGCUUUUCGCAACGGAGGUAGCAACUACGCGUCGCCGUCGAUGGAGGAUCGACGGUUAUGGAAGCACGUUCACGAUAACGUCCACGGAAACAUUUAUCUCGAUCCUCUCUCAUUGAAAUUUAUUGACACCGAACAGUUCCAAAGGCUUCGGGAUUUAAAGCAACUUGGUUUUACAAACAUGGUAUAUCCUGGAGCAGUACAUUCUAGAUUUGAGCAUUCACUUGGUGUUUAUUGGCUUGCUGGUAAUGCUGUUGAAAGACUCAAGGCACACCAAGGCUUAGAGCUGGACAUUGAUCAUUCAGAUAUACAGACUGUAAAACUGGCUGGAUUAUUGCAUGAUGUGGGUCAUGGUCCAUUCAGCCAUUUGUUUGAGCGAGAGUUUCUUCCUCAGGUUAUCCCUGGAUGCAAAUGGUCCCAUGAGGAAAUGUCUUUGAACUUAAUAGACUACAUGGUUGAUGAGCACAACAUUGAUAUAGAUUCUGGACGCCUUAAGAAAGUCAAGGAGAUGAUAGUUGCUUCCGAAAAUGCCCCUGUAAAGACUUCAAAAGAGAAGCUUUUCUUAUAUGACAUUGUUGCAAAUGGUCGAAAUGGUAUAGAUGUUGAUAAAUUUGAUUACAUUGUUCGUGACUCUCGAGCUUGUGGUCUUGGGUGUAACUUUCAGUUUGAAAGGCUGUUGGAUACUAUGCAAGUCAUAGACAAUGAAAUAUGUUAUCGAGCAAAGGAGUAUCUAACUGUCCACAAGCUAUUCAACACUCGUGCUGAUCUGCAUCGCACAGUCUACACACAUGCAAAAGUUAAGGCAGUAGAAAUGAUGUUUGUAGAUGCUCUUGUAAAGGCUGAUAGUUAUCUUUGUGUUUCUUCAUUCAUUGAUGACCCAUCUCAGUACUGGAAGUUAGAUGAUUCAAUAUUGAAGACCAUUGAAACUGAUGAUGCUGAUGAGCUUAAGGAAUCUAGAGAUUUGAUCCGAAGAAUUCGGAGAAGGGACUUAUACCAGUUCUGCAAUGAGUUUACUGUUCCUAAGGAUAAGUUGCACCAUUUCAAAUAUGUCACACCACAAGAUAUCAUAUGUUCACAGAAAUCUGGUGGAGUUACUCUAAGAGAAGAAGAUAUAGCAGUGAGCAAUGUCAAAAUUGAUUUCACACGAGGAACAAACAAUCCACUUGAAAGCAUCAACUUCUUUGAGGAUUACAACAGUAAAAAUAAAUUCACUAUUUCCAAAGACCAAAUAAGUCACUUGCUGCCAGAAUAUAAUCAGGAUUUCCUAGUCAGAGUGUACUCCAAAAAGCCCGAAUUGGUGGAAGUGGUUUCGGAAGCAUUUGAGAAUUUUCAGUUAAAAAUGUACGGGAUGAAAGCGCAAGUACAUGGUACGCCUGAAAGGAAGAGGUGCAGGGUGGUGUUGUGAUGGGUUUUGAUUCUCAAGUAGAAGGUGAAUACGUACAGAAUACAUAUAUACGUGUGCUUUCUUUCUUGCUUUUAACAUAGUUACAAAGUAAAAACACAUGGACAUUAUUAGUGAAGGAUGAUUGUAUGUUGGAUUUACUACAUUAAAAGUUUAUUUCAUAUAGAAGGUUAUGGAUUGUGGUA